CUCCUGCCGCGGGUGGGUCGGGGGGAGUCUGGGAGCCCUGACACCUGGGUCCUCCCUCCCACCCCCAUCUCACCCCGUCCUUCUCUCUCCCCCCCUCCCCCCCUCUCCCUCCCCAGCCAUGGACGCAGCCAAGGUGCCCAAGCUGGCGGCGUCAGCCUGGCGCCGGGUGCUGACCGUGGCCUUCGCGCUGCUGGUGCUGGGGGUCCUGGCCUGGGCCUACGUGACGGGCCUGCAGCUGGCGGCCGACCGCUACCACGUCAUGGCCUUCGGGCUCUACGGCGUCCUGUUGGCUGCCCACCUGGUGACGCAGAGCGCCUUCGCCUGUCGUGAGCACCGCCGCAUGCGGGCAGGAGCCGGCGCCGUCUGCUCCUACACCCGCACUGUGGCCCUCACCAUCUCAGCCUACCAGGAGGACCCGGCCUACCUGCGCCAGUGCCUGGAGUCGGUGCGGGCCCUGCACUACCCGCCCGACAAGCUCCGCAUUAUCAUGGUCAUCGACGGCAACAGCCCUGACGACCGCUACAUGCUGGACAUGUUUGCCGAGGUCUUCGCCGGCGAGGAUGUGGGCACUUACGUGUGGGAGGGCAACUAUCACCACCCAGCUGGCACCAAGAUGGCAGAGGGCGGAAGCCUCAGCGCUGGGGAGACGCUGUCGGCCUACACCACGACAGCGGGCGGGGAAGGCUUGAAUACUAUGGAGACCAAGAUGGCGGAGGGCAGAGGCCCUGUCGGCAUGGAGGCACCAUUGACCUACACCAGUAUGGUGGAAGGUGAAGGGCCCGUUGCUACGGAGACGCCGCGGGGCUACACCAAGAUGGUAGAAGGCAGAGACCGCAUCACCAUGGAGACACCGUUCACCUACAGCAGCGAGGUGGAAGAUGAAAGGCCUGUUACUACGGAGAUGGCAACAGGCUCCACCAAGAUGAUGGAUGGAGUAGGUCGCAUUGCCAUGGAGAUGGCCUACACCGAGACAGGCCCAGGGACGCCCUCAGCCUACACCAAGGUGGAGAUGCGUGCAGGCCCCGUCGCCAUGGAAAGGCCCUCAGCUUGCACCAAGAUGGCGGCAGGCGGGGGCCCCGUCACCGUGGAGAUGCCCUCAGCUGACGCGGAGGAGCUGGGUGGGGGACCGCCGGCAGCCUAUGCGGAGGUGGAGAUGGAGGACCCGGGACGGCUGGUGGUGGAGGAGCUGGUGCGCACCCAGCGCUGCGUCUGCAUCAUGCAGCGCUGGGGGGGGAAGCGCGAGGUCAUGUACACGGCCUUCCGGGCGCUGGGCGAUGCCGUGGACUACGUCCAGGUUUGCGACUCGGACACCAAGCUGGACCCAGCGGCCACAGUGGAGCUGGUGAAGGUGCUGGAGUCCAACGAACGUUAUGGGGCAGUUGGAGGCGACGUGCGGAUCCUCAACGCCAGUGACUCCUUCAUCAGCUUCAUGAGCAGCCUGAGAUACUGGAUGGCCUUCAACAUCGAGCGGGCCUGCCAGUCCUACUUCGACUGCGUCUCCUGCAUCAGCGGGCCCCUCGGCCUGUACCGCAACAACCUGCUGCAGCAGUUCCUGGAGUCAUGGUACAACCAGAAGUUCCUGGGCACCCACUGUACCUUUGGGGAUGACCGGCACCUCACCAACCGCAUGCUCAGCAUCGGCUACGCUACCAAGUACACAGCCCGUUCCCGCUGCUACUCAGAGACACCAGCUGGGUUUCUGCGGUGGCUGACGCAGCAGACGCGCUGGACCAAGUCCUACUUCCGGGAGUGGCUGUACAACGCGCUGUGGUGGCACCGGCACCACCCCUGGAUGGCCUACGAGGCAGUGGUGGCAGGCGCCUUCCCCUUCUUCGUCACAGCCACGGUACUGCGGCUCUUCUACGGCGGGAGCCUCUGGGACGUGCUGUGGGUGCUGCUGUGCGUGCAGCUGGUAGCCGUGCUCAAGGCACUGUACGCUGCCAGCCUGCGCGGCCACCCUGUCAUGCUGCUCAUGUCUGUCUACGCCGUGCUGUACAUGGGUGGCCUACUACCAGCCAAGUAUUUGGCCAUGGCCACCAUGAACCAAAGUGCCUGGGGCACGUCCGGGCGGCGCCGCAUGGUGGGAAACUACCUCCCGUUGCUGCCUCUUGGCAUCUGGGGCCUGCUGCUGCUGGGGGGGCUGCUUUACACAGCCGCUGCCGAGGCCCGGUCUGACUGGAGUGGUGAGGCCAAGCAGGCUGAGAAAGCCUACCUAGUAGUAGGGGCUGGGGUCUACAUUGCCUACUGGGCCCUCAUGGCCGGACUCUACUGGGUGUGGGUGCGGCGGGCCUGCCGCAAGCGUGCGGGAGGGUACCGGCUGCAGGCCUGACCCGCCCAGAAGCCUGGGUUCCACCCCCCUCCCCUGGGGGUGGGUGGCUAAAUGCCUGGGUUCCCCCACCCUGGGGAUAGAGGGCCAGAUGCCUGGGUUCUUCUUCCCGUCCUAGAGGGAAGCCUGGACUCCUGGAUUCCAGGUCCCAGCUUUGGUCUGGUGGGGUCGGCUGGUAGGGCCGAGAGCCCGGACGCCUGGGUUCCAGUUCUGGUGGGGUGGGGUUGGCUGGAAGCCUGGGCACCUGGGUUCAUCUUCCCGCUCUUGUUCAGCCAAGGCAAGCCGGGAUGCUUGGGUUUUCCCCCAGUUCUAGGAAGGGGAGUGAAAGCAGGGGGGUAGAUGGGCAGAGCUGAGAGCCCGGACGCCUGGGUUCCACUUUCCCUCUGUGUUUGGCAGAGGGGAAGCCAGCACCUGGGUUCUCUCCCAGCUCUGACAGAUGAUGGGAGCCCAGGCAUGGCAAGGACUGGGCACCAGGACUCUUGGGUUAUCUGGAUCCAAAGGAGGCAGGACCCCCUCCGGCUCUGAGAGGACUCUAGGGUCCUCUCCCUGGCUCUGGGAAGGGUGUGGAGCUGGCUGGGGGACAGGGCCAGGAGCCAGGACGCCUGGGUUCUCUGGGCCAGGCCAGCCUUCCGUCAGCUGCCCAGAAACAGUCUCAGCCCUGUGACUUCAUCGUCGGCCCAUCCACGUCUGGCCACCCCCGCACCAUGGCUGGGGCAGGAAAGGCUGCAGCUGGCUCUGGGGUGGAGGACAGGGAACAGGGACCGGGGAGGUGACUGGUUCUUGGGUGGGCAGGUAGGGACCAGAUGUAAUAGGGACCAGGAGAGGCAGCUGGCUCUGGGGUGGGGGAUUGGGGCUGGGUAGAACAGGGCCCCUGAGAUGUGUCUGGCUCUGGGGUGGAGCAGGUGGAACAGGGCUCCCCAAGAGGCGGCUGGCUCUGGGGUGAGGUGUCAGGGUGGUACAACAGGGCCCCUGAGGAGCAGCUGGCUCUGGGGUGGAGCAUCAGGGCGGGGUAUAACAGGGCCCCCCAGAUGCGGCUGGCUCUGGGGUGGGGUGUCAAGAACUAAGCAUAACAAGUUGCUGAUAUGCAGCUGGCUCGGGGGUGGAGCAGAUGGAACAGUGACCUUGAGAUGCAGCUGACUCUGGGGUGGGGCCUGGGGGCUGGGUAGAACAGGGACUCCUUCCCUGCCUUUAAGAUGCAGCUUAUUCUAGGGUGAGGUAUCAAGGUUGGAUAUAACGGGGCCCCUGAGAUGCAGCUGGCUCUGGGGUGGAGUAGAUUGAACAGUGAACCCCCUCUCCCCCGAGGUGGCUGGUUCUGGGGUGAGGCAUCAGGGUGGUAUAACAGGGUCCCUGAGAUGUAGCUGACUCUAGGACCCCAACAUGCAGCUGGCUCUGAGGCGGAGCAUUGGGGCUGGGUACAACAGGGUCGCUGAAAUGCAGCUAGCUCUGGGGUGAAACAUAUGGAACAGGGACCCCAACAUGAAGCUGGCUCUGGGGUGGCUCUUAGGACUGGAUAUAAUGGGGGUGUUAUAACAUGGGUGGAGCCCAGCAAGCAGCUCUUUCCCACCCCCCACAAUGAUGUGACUGCUUCUGGGGAUGUGAUCUCUGGCUAGUGACCCCUGGUAACACCCAGUUCCUCCAUCCAGGGCCACGUCCCCUGCCCCCACCAUCAGGAACCCUAGGACUCUCACAUUUAAUUUAUUUCUCUGUAAUAUUAACAAGCUAUUUAAUAAGGGGGGUAUUUUAUAAAGAGCAAAUAAAGGUUAUUUUUUGCAA
This is a messenger RNA of Alligator mississippiensis (American alligator), 4099 nucleotides long. It is a transcript of the gene HAS1, whose product is annotated as hyaluronan synthase 1. Gene Ontology annotation, molecular function: hyaluronan synthase activity. Gene Ontology annotation, biological process: extracellular matrix assembly; hyaluronan biosynthetic process. The coding region runs from base 119 to 2329 and encodes 736 amino acids. NCBI's taxonomy places the organism in Eukaryota, Metazoa, Chordata, Crocodylia, Alligatoridae. The transcript is spliced from 4 exons. The record is from RefSeq and is a predicted model, not a curated record.